Molecule: messenger RNA, 718 nt
Organism: Colias croceus (clouded yellow)
Lineage: Eukaryota; Metazoa; Arthropoda; Insecta; Lepidoptera; Pieridae
Exons: 2
Coding region: 40-414 (124 amino acids)
Source: RefSeq, a predicted model, not a curated record
UUUCUUCAAUCCCAGGUAUGCGUCGUCCUCCUAGCCGCCAUGGCCCUCGCCGCCCCCGAGGGCAAGCGCGACAAGCGUGGUUUCCUCCACGGAGACCUGGACCUCCACUCCAGCUCGCUGGACUUCGGCCACGGCUACGACUCCCUGGACGUGCACAGCGCGCCCAUCAUCCACAGCGCACCCUCUGCCAGGAUCGUGUCUGUUAACAAGCUCGUUCAAGUCCCCAAGGUGGUCUCAGUCCACAAGCUAGUGUCCGUCCCCAAAGUUGUGUCGGUCCCCAAGAUCGUGCAGGUGUCCAAGAUCGUGGAGGAGCCCCACUACUCGUUCUCUGCCCCGCACUACUCUCUCCCCGCCGCCCACUACUCCCUCCCCUCCUACUCCCUCGGCUCAUCCUACGCCUCCGGAUUCUGGUGAACACCUGAAUAGUCAAUGUUUAGCCAUAAAUUUCUUAAAAUAACUUUUUUACAAACUAUAGCCAAACUUUAGAGCCUGAUUAUAAUGUCCUGACAUACAUUUUAAAUCUUAAUCUUCUAUUUACAUAUAGCAAUUAUACUUUUGUACCUACUCUUCUAGAAAAUACGUCCAAUGUGUGAUCAGUCUCUAAAGCUUUACUCUGUAUAAGGAGUAGUCGUGGCGAGUGUAUCACUCAUCACCGAUGGUCUCCGAGGCUACCACCAAAACUUUAUUAAUUUUUUAAGAAUAUACUUUAUUUUUUUUA